Tribolium madens (black flour beetle) is the source of this 2086-nucleotide messenger RNA. RefSeq names its product eukaryotic peptide chain release factor subunit 1 (gene eRF1). NCBI's taxonomy places the organism in Eukaryota, Metazoa, Arthropoda, Insecta, Coleoptera, Tenebrionidae. Gene Ontology annotation, biological process: cytoplasmic translational termination. The record is from RefSeq and is a predicted model, not a curated record. Gene Ontology annotation, molecular function: translation release factor activity, codon specific; sequence-specific mRNA binding. The transcript is spliced from 6 exons. Gene Ontology annotation, cellular component: cytosol; translation release factor complex. The coding region runs from base 320 to 1639 and encodes 439 amino acids.
UUGAAUAAAUGGGAAAUUCCGGUCGGAAAGUUGAAAAUUUAUAGGGUCCUUUUCGAAUUUCCUUUCGCAAGAGGCUGUCACCUGCCAGUUUUAUUUUGUGAUUCCCUUUGUUUAGGAAUGUGAAUUAUUGGAAUAAUUUUUUCCUGCACUAUCGGUCUCUGGGUCGCGUAUUUCUAGUUAUAACCAGUUAAAGUGGUUAAGUUACCUGCAUAACCAGUGAAAAGUGACUUCAUCAAGUAGUUCGUCGGCAUUGGAGACCGCGCCAUUUUGCAUCGGGUCACAUUUUUCGUAUUUUUAGUUUAUACGAAAUUCAGCAGAAAUGUCAGGAGAAGAAACUUCAGCCGACCGCAAUGUAGAAAUAUGGAAAAUCAAGAAACUUAUCAAAAGUUUGGAAUUGGCUAGAGGGAAUGGAACCAGCAUGAUUUCGUUAAUUAUACCGCCCAAAGAUCAAAUCUCGCGAGUUAGCAAAAUGUUAGCUGAUGAAUUCGGCACAGCCUCCAAUAUCAAGUCUAGAGUUAACAGAUUGUCAGUCUUAGGGGCUAUCACGUCGGUCCAGCAUCGCCUCAAACUCUACACAAAAGUGCCGCCGAACGGUUUAGUGAUCUACUGUGGGACGAUCGUGACAGACGAAGGUAAAGAGAAGAAAGUCAACAUCGAUUUUGAGCCAUUCAAACCUAUCAAUACUUCUCUGUACUUAUGCGACAAUAAGUUCCAUACAGAAGCUCUAACGGCCUUAUUGGCAGACGAUAAUAAAUUCGGUUUCAUCGUAAUGGACGGUAACGGAGCACUAUUCGGCACAUUGCAAGGCAAUACGCGAGAGGUUCUGCAUAAGUUUACGGUAGAUCUACCAAAGAAACACGGCAGAGGUGGUCAAUCCGCUUUGCGUUUUGCUCGUUUACGAAUGGAGAAAAGACACAACUAUGUGCGAAAAGUGGCAGAAGUGGCCACACAACUAUUUAUUACUAACGAUAAGCCCAAUAUCGCUGGACUGAUAUUGGCGGGAAGUGCUGAUUUUAAGACUGAACUUAGUCAAUCCGAUAUGUUUGAUCCUAGAUUGCAAGCGAAAGUUAUAAAAUUAGUCGAUGUAUCCUACGGGGGUGAAAACGGGUUCAACCAAGCGAUCGAAUUGGCAGCCGAAUCGCUCCAAAACGUCAAAUUCAUUCAAGAGAAAAAACUGAUUGGGCGAUACUUUGAUGAAAUCAGUCAAGAUACCGGGAAAUACUGCUUUGGUGUUGAAGAUACGCUAAGAGGUCUCGAAUUAGGUGCCGUCGAAACGUUGAUUUGUUGGGAGAAUCUUGAUAUUCAAAGAUACGUUUUGAAGAAUCACACAACAGGAACCGAGACUGUAUUACACCUAACACCAGAACAGGAAAAGGACAAGUCACAUUUUACUGAUAAAGACAGCGGAGUGGAAUUGGAAUUGGUGGAAUGUCAGCCUUUGCUCGAAUGGCUUGCUAACAACUAUAAGAAUUUUGGUGCUACUUUAGAAAUUAUUACCGAUAAGUCGCAAGAAGGGUCGCAGUUUGUUCGAGGUUUUGGAGGAAUUGGAGGUUUGUUAAGAUACAAAGUGGAUUUCCAGAAUUUACAGUUAGAUGAAGAGCUAGACAACGGGGAUGAUUUUGAUCUAGAUGAUUAUUAAUUCCUUGUAAGGACAAUUAAACCAGCAUUUUGUAGGAGUGGUGCCGUUAAUAUAACGUGAAGUGGCCGUAUUUUGCUCAUAUUAAACAAUGUGUUGUUAAAAAUUGAUAUAAAUAAUUUUUGCAUAUACAUACGUUUUUAGUUGAUUGUUAAUUUAUGUAAAUUUUUGAUCAUAGGUAAUUUUCUACAAGUUUUGUUUCGUUAUCCAGGUUACGCUAAUUUCCAGUUUUACGCAGUAAAUGGAUUUGAGAAUUGAUACCUCUAAUAUUUAUUUUAAAUUCAAGGUCUAAUUUAGAUGGGAAUCAAAUUUCCCCUGGGGAUAUACAUACCUAUAUUCUUGUACGUUUGCAUGAUCUGUGUAAUGAGUUUUUACAAAGAUAUUUUUUAUUCUAUCAGACUAAAUGGAAUUGUUUAAAAUACUAAAUAUAAGUUUUUUCUUUUUACAUAA